AGUGAGAACAGAACAGAUGCAUUUGCAAAGAGAAAAGGAAGGAAGACCAACAAAAAGGCAAAAGAAAAAGGCUUUUUAAAUAUAGCACAGAUAACAGUAUCAUAACAGAAAGACAGAGCAAAAGGUAAAAUAAAUUACUAAUUAAUAGGCAAAAAGUCGGGGAUGAAAUAAAAAAUUUGAAGUGAACAACGUUUCGUGGAGAGAAAGUGAAAUGCACUUUGAAUUGUGGGCCCAAAAUACAAGUUGACUCAAUGACCACUGCUCACUGAACAGACAUGAUGUCAAACAUCUCUUUCAUCUAUCAAAAUACACUCUCAGAAAUUAACUAUUCAUGUUCUCAGGAGGAAGCCCAGCGCAUACCAUUUGCCAUCCUCUAUUCUCUCAUAUUCCUGUUCGGCUUGGGAGGGAACCUGCUGGCCCUCUGGGUUUUCAUCUUUCUCCACUCACGCCAUAACUCGGUCCGCAUCUUCCUCAUAAACGUGGCACUGGCUGACCUCGUGCUUGUAGCCUGCCUGCCAUUCCGCAUCAUCUACCACAUUCUGGGCAACUACUGGCCCUUAGGGUCCAGAAUGUGCAAGACUGUGGGCAACCUCUUCUAUAUGAACAUGUAUGUAAGCAUCACCCUGCUAGGUCUUAUUAGUCUGGACCGCUACGUAAAGAUACAAGGUUUGCCUUCCGCAGCAUCCUGCUGUCACCGCUGGAUGAAAGGGAACAGAUGGAGUGUAGUGGCAUGCAGUGUAUUGUGGAUAGCCUCGCUGCUGGCUGUGGUGCCUAUGAUUGCACUAUCUGAAGGAAAUGAGGAGCAGGGCAAGUGCUUCCAGUACAAGACUCGAAAACAGGCUUACAGUAAGGCAUAUUUUAACCUUUUUUUGGUGGGGGGUUUCUGGUUAGUGUUCUUACUUCUGGUAGUGUCAUAUGGACAAAUUGCCUGGCGCCUUUUGAAAGCAUCCCGUGACAAACCAGACCUGCCCAAUGCACUGCACUACUCCCGUGCUGCUAAGAAGUCUUUUGUGGUGCUUUUCCUGUUCACAGUCUGCUUCGUGCCUUACCAUGCCUUCAGAGGAGUAUAUGUGCAGUCUCAACUUACUGAAACCCCCUGCGAGAUUCGCCGUCAGAUAGACCAGGCAAAUGAAGUGCUGCUUCUCUCAGCUCUCAACAGCUGCCUGGACCCUAUUAUGUACUUCGUGUUAUCGGCUUCUGUGCGCAAAGCCACAAUAAGUGCUAUUUCCCGGGUGUUCUGUGUGCGCAACCAUCCCAUCAUCAACAGCUCUACAACGGAGUUUCACCGGACAUCUAUAUCCCAGGCCUCCACCCCUGCAAUGGUUAACCAUGGAAGUAUGGGUCCCAUUCAUUUCCUAAUGACCACCCAUCCUAAAAACAAUGCAUAAACUUGCCUUUAUGUAAACAGAGGUACAUUAUACAAACAAAAGAAUGUGCAGGACAGACCAUCACACCCACAUGUGCUUUUUGGACUGUAUAUUGCAAAUCCCUGGGAAUUAAUAUGGAGUUAGUCCACCAUUUACAGAAAUAACAGCAUUCAAUCUUCUGGGACAGAUUUCCAACAGCUAUAACAACAACUGACCCUUACAUUUCAGCAUGUGGAAGGUUGUGGGUAGCCUCUGCUUUAUAAAAAUCUAUGUAACCAUUACUUGUUGGGUCGUGCCCAGACCUCAAUAUUAGGUUACAAUGUUUUCCAGGAACAGAGGUAAAAGAUUUGUACCCAUUCAAUACAUUAAUAAUUGGAGAGGUCAAGCAGUGAAAUCAGACUGAUUCAUUGCCAAGGUGUUCAAGUUGGAUUGAGGUGAGGGUUCUAUUUCUUCCACACAGACCUUGGGAAAGAAAAUCAUAUAUGGGUGUGUCCAUACACUUUUGACCAUAUAAUUUAUGUCCUCUAAGAAUAUAGAAAGCCUUACCAUGAAUGAAAGUGGCAAGACUAUUUUGACAAUAACAACAGAUGGAUGAUGAGGAAAAUCAAUUCUCAGUCAAUAUUAAAGCUAAAAGAUCCCUUAAAUAAAAUUCAAAUGUAUGUAUUACAGAGAUAUUACUUUUGAACAUUUUCUUGUUAAAUUUUCUUUCUGUGAGAAUAUGAUAAGGUCAAGACUGUACAGAUUUUUAUUAAGGUGAUUAUAGGCAUUAUGAUAAUUAUAAUAAAAUGAAUUGUGUUUAACAAUCAAAGCUGUAAACAAAAACACAGAGCUACACAGAAGCACACACAAAAAACAGUGCCUUGAGACAAAUGGCUUCACAAACUACACUAUUACAUGAUAUACACAAAGGCUAUUGAGUAGUGUUUGUUAAACUAAAUUAAACAAACUCUGUAUAUAAUGCUGAUCUGUGGUGGUGUGCAACUGCCCAUCUGUGCUAACCCGGGGGUGAGUCUCUAACAGUAAUCCCACUUUAAUCACAGAUGUCUGGCACAUUAGAAAGGGAUUAAUUUGGCUGUUUUACAGUACUACUUUAGAUACUACCUACACACAAACAA
Messenger RNA from Silurus meridionalis, 2482 nucleotides. Its product is annotated as probable G-protein coupled receptor 34. NCBI's taxonomy places the organism in Eukaryota, Metazoa, Chordata, Actinopteri, Siluriformes, Siluridae. The record is from RefSeq and is a predicted model, not a curated record. Gene Ontology annotation, cellular component: membrane. Gene Ontology annotation, molecular function: G protein-coupled purinergic nucleotide receptor activity. Gene Ontology annotation, biological process: G protein-coupled receptor signaling pathway.